AUGGUCUCCGACGUCCCCAUCUCCCAGGGUUCACCCGCCCAUCUCCUCCCACCCAGCUGGAAGACGCAAGUGACGGCCUGGCUAGCCGAGGACACGCCAUCGUUCGACUACGGGGGUUUCGUCGUGGGAGAGGGCGAGCGCACGGCCACGCUGUGGGGGAAGUCGGCCGGCGUUAUCGCGGGCCGGCCCUUCUUCGACGAGGUCUUCGCGCAGUGCGGGUGCGAGGUGGAGUGGCGCGCCGCCGAGGGGUCCGAGGUCGACCUGAUGGCCGAGGAGGGUGGCAAGAAGGCCUUGGCCACGGUGCGGGGCCCCGUGCGGGGGAUCCUGCUCGGCGAGCGCGUCGCCCUCAACACCCUGGCGCGCUGCUCCGGCAUCGCCACCCGCAGCAGGGAGCUCGUCAGCCUGCUGCGCGAGGCGGGGUACCGCGGCACCCUGGCCGGCACCCGUAAGACGACCCCCGGUUUUCGACUGGUCGAGAAGUACGGCAUGCUCGUCGGCGGCGCCGACGCCCACCGCAUGGACCUCAGCGCCAUGGUCAUGCUCAAGGACAACCACGUCUGGAGCAGGGGCAGCAUCGCCGACGCCGUGGCCGCCGCCAAGUCCGUCGCCGGCUUCAGCGUCAAGAUCGAGGUCGAGGUCCAGUCCGAGAAGGAGGCCGACGAGGCCAUCGACGCCGGGGCUGACGUCGUCAUGCUCGACAACUUCGGCCCCCAAGAGGUCAGGACGGCCGCCGCCAGCAUCAGGGAGAGGUGGGCUGGCAAGAAGAAUUUCCUUCUCGAGGUGUCGGGUGGCCUGAGGGCUGACAAUGUCGAGCCUUACGUUUGCAAUGGUGAGUUUUUCUUCGUAAAAGUCAUGCUUUUCAUCUCUCUCAUCUUUGCGUAUGAAGUUUCGUCUAUCCUUUCCUUCCUUGCUCCCUUUUCCUUCUCCCUCCUUUUCUCCCAUCGUCGUUGCUAA
Molecule: messenger RNA, 954 nt
Organism: Geosmithia morbida
Lineage: Eukaryota; Fungi; Ascomycota; Sordariomycetes; Hypocreales; Bionectriaceae
Product: nicotinate-nucleotide pyrophosphorylase (carboxylating)
Exons: 1
Coding region: 1-954 (317 amino acids)
Biological process (GO): NAD+ biosynthetic process; quinolinate catabolic process
Cellular component (GO): cytoplasm
Molecular function (GO): nicotinate-nucleotide diphosphorylase (carboxylating) activity
Source: RefSeq, a predicted model, not a curated record